UACAAUUACGAUCAUUUGACAUUCGGGUUGACAUUUCGACAUCACAGCUGUGGAAAAUGUCGCCCGCGUUUCAGAAUUAUUUAUAAAAUCUUAGUUCUAUAAAUAAACAUGGGAGAAAAUUAUAACAACACGCUUUCACUAUUGUAGACGGCGUUAAAGGUGUUGUGUUUGUCAAAAAUUUAAUACGCAGCGUAAAUGCGUUGUAAAUUUGCAAUGUUUACGCCAAUGAGAACGUUUAUUUAUGUAUUUGUGUCGUUAAAAAUAGUGACUUAGUUGAAAAAGAUAAUUUAGCUUUAGAAUACGACUAGUUAUUUUAUAUUGCACAAAUAUUCGUGUUUAUAUAAUUAAUGGUUAAUUUUUCCUAGUGAUUAAAAUGUGCAAAGUGUUUAUUGUAGUGUGAAUGAUUGGAUUAUGAUACCAAAUUAGACCUGUUUAUUGUAUUGAAGAUCCUGUGAAAAAAAUAAAAUGCCUGGUAAAAUAAAGGUUAAAGUGCUAGCCGGUCGUAAUUUGCCGGUAAUGGACAGGGCAAGCGACACUACAGAUGCAUUUGUCGAGAUCAAAUUCGGCGGUGUAACACACAAGACUGAUGUAUGUCGGAAGUCAUUGAACCCUCAGUGGAAUAGCACUGAAUGGUACAGAUUUGAGGUUGAUGAAUCAGAACUCCAAGAUGAACCACUUCAACUACGUCUCAUGGACCACGACACAUAUUCAGCUAACGACGCGAUCGGUAAAGUCGUUAUUAGCCUUGCACCGCUAUUGGCAAGAGAGGCAAAUAAUGCAAACGGGACCACAGGCCCACCAGGCGGUGCCGUUAUGUCCGGCUGGAUACCGGUGUUCGAUACAAUGCACGGUAUCCGCGGGGAGCUGAAUGUUAUCGUGAAAGUGGAACUAUUCUCGGACUUCAAUAAGUACAAGACGUCUAGUUGUGGCGUGCAGUUCUUUCACUGCCCAAUGAUACCACCUGGAUACAGAGCGACUACAGUUCACGGCUUCGUCGAGGAGUUGAUAGUGAACGAUGACCCCGAAUACCAAUGGAUCGACAAGAUCAGGACACCGCGAGCGUCUAACGAAGCCAGGCAGGUUGCCUUCAUCAAACUUAGUAACCAGGUGCAACGGUUAGUCGGUUUGAAAGCAGCUGAGCUGGGAGCGAACGCUGUGGUCGGUUACCAGCAAGACUUUGAUUUGGAAGGAGAGGCGGGUGUUGUUGCUCGAGCUAUCGGUACAGCUGUUAGUAUAACGGCACUGCCGACGCCGAGCUACCCGACAAACAUACCCUGUACUCAACAGAGCGAGCGAGAACGAGAUAAGUACGAUAAAGACAAGAACGACAAGGAAAAGGGAUCGCCCAGACAUGCGAGGCACGAAUCGUACGGAGGCCGGGACCCGGUUGCGCCUGCCACUGUGCAGAGUUCAUCAUUACACUCUUCGUCCACUCCGAUGGGUAUACAUAGACGAUCGUCUGAUUCUGAUCUCAGCGUGACGCCAAAAGGCAACUCCUUAAACGCUUCGACUGGCAACACUGGAACCGGCGGGGGCGCUAUUCUACGACCAUCGAUGAACAGCAACAAUAUAGACAUGUUGGAGUACCCCUUCCUCACUAUGACCGAGUAUCCUCCGGGUUUCAUUGUUCAUAUCGGCGGCACGGUGUGCGCGCGCUCCGUGAAGCUGGUGGACGGCGGCGGGGAGAGCGCGGCGCGCGCGGCGUGGUGGGCGGAGCUGCGCACGGAGCUGCGCGCGCACGCACGGGCUCUGCGCUGCACCGCCGUGCUCGCCUACACCGAGCGCGCCGCCGUGCGCGAAGAUGUAUGCGUCCUGUCCGCUUCCGGCACCGCCGCGGUCAUCAACCUUGACUGCGAUUUCACCGUCGACGAGCCCACAGUGUUGAACACUGGUUCUAAGAACACGUUAGAAGAGUCAGAAAUCGAACCGUGCUCCAUAGCGCACGUGCCUUACUCUCCAGGGGCGGGGCCUUAUCGCGCUGAGCUAGCUACGUGUGGAGGAUGCAGGAGAGCAAGAGUACCGUCAGUUCUUCUAGCUACGUGCGCGAAACCCAACAGACUCGCUUCAUACCCUAAAGCCAUAACGCUUACAGCUGUUGCGGCUCGGGGCCGUCGUGCCGUCGGCGCGGAAGCCGGAGCGCGGGAUCUGUCCGACCAGCUACCCUUCCUCGAGUAUGAACUGCACAAGCUGCUGCUCGCCAAGUUGAGAAUGCAGGGCGCGAACGCGAUCUUCUCGCUGCAGACGCAGAUCGCGAUCGGCGAGCGCAGCGUGCUCGCGCUCGCCAGCGGCACCGCGCUGCGCCUCGCCGCGCUGCCCGCGCCCGCGCCGCCGCGACUCAAGGCGUCAGAAAACGACAAAAAUGCUAUUGAAAUUCAAAAAGCUUUAUGGGACACGUUCGUGGCGAACAAGGCGGCAAACGGCUACGAUAUCGGGGCACCUGAGCUGAGCAGCGCGGGCUGCGUGGAGGCGGAGGGCGACGAGGCGCCGGCGCUCGACCUGUGCGCCGACAAGGACGCCUGCGUGCUGGAGCUGGACGAGGCCGAGGACGUGGAGACAGCACGUGCGCUGUGCGUGCGUCGCGCACACAUGUGUGUGUUGACUACUGCACAGCGCACCGCCAACGCGCCGCCGCACGCAUUCACGCAGGUGUGGCGCGCGCGCCUGGGCUCGGGCGGCGCCAGCGCCGAGCGGCUCGUGGCGUGCGCGCUCACCGGCGCCGCCUACAAGCUGCGCCGCCUGCAGCCCGCCGCGCUCGCCGCCACCUGCUUCCAGCUCGACGCGCCCGAGGAUGAAAUUCAGCUCGUAGUAUCAGGGACGGCCAUCCCUCUGCUGGAUCCGUCCAAAGCCGAGUACAGCAACGGCGAUAGAGCGACGGUGGACGGAGACGACGAUAUAUUCGCGCUCGAUGAGGAGCAGCUGGUGAAGCCGCAAAGCGAAGCCGUCGACGAUAGGAAUAACGCACCGGUAGGAAGUGUUUAUACGCGCGUGUCGCUGUCGACGCUGGGCGGCGCGGUGCGGGCGCGCGCGUGCCGCCGCGUGUGCGCGCUGCGCCUGCUGUUCGUGCGCGAGACCACCGCCGUGCGCGAGCUGGGCGGCCUCAGCGGCUUCCUGCACACCUUCACCUGCGAGGUGCUGGCGAUCGCGCGCGCGUACGCGGCAGCGCUGGGCGGCAACGCGCUCACGUCGCUGUACCUCGCGCACCUGCUGCUGCACCACAACGCGCACAAGAACCAGGGUCAAUGUCUUCUAUCAGUGGGCGGUGACGUCGUGCAUGUUACCUAUUAAAUAUAUACCUUAAUCGACUUACUGACAAAGGUUGCGACAGUUGAAAGGUUACAAAUCGAUUUAUCUCUCUCUGACAUCAGUGUUUUGAUCUUUGAAAGAAAGAGAUAAAGCAUUGAAACUGUUCAACCAAUAUAUACAAGGCUCAUUAGUAAGGGGGUAGUAAUAUAAUCAGCACUAAUACAUCUUUUGUUU
Messenger RNA from Vanessa tameamea, 3477 nucleotides. Its product is annotated as C2 domain-containing protein 5. Gene Ontology annotation, molecular function: calcium-dependent phospholipid binding; calcium ion binding. Gene Ontology annotation, biological process: protein localization to plasma membrane; intracellular protein transmembrane transport; positive regulation of protein targeting to membrane. Lineage: Eukaryota; Metazoa; Arthropoda; Insecta; Lepidoptera; Nymphalidae. Gene Ontology annotation, cellular component: plasma membrane. The transcript has 22 exons. The record is from RefSeq and is a predicted model, not a curated record. The coding region runs from base 466 to 3285 and encodes 939 amino acids.